Rubroshorea leprosula is the source of this 1689-nucleotide messenger RNA. NCBI's taxonomy places the organism in Eukaryota, Viridiplantae, Streptophyta, Magnoliopsida, Malvales, Dipterocarpaceae. The record is from the annotation of a GenBank genome assembly.
ACUCUCCCCUUUCGGAAGUGGUUCUAGCUUAUCAUUUUUCUCUAUCUCUAAGCGGAAAAGGGUUGGGAAAAGAGUGAGCGUGAAGGCAUGGCGGAUCUGGAGAAUUGCGUGAGGAUUACAAGGGCGGCUGCUAAGAAGAGGGCGGUGGAGACCAUUGGAGUGGCGCCGGAGCAAUCAAAGAAGAAAAGGGUUGUUCUGGGAGAGCUUCCUAAUCUCUCUAAUGUUUUAGUUUCUAUGAAUCAGACUGUGGGAACAGAGACCCAGAAGCCGAAAGCGAAGACGACCAAAGUGAAGAAGGCUUUGGUGCAGGUGAAGAAAACGACAGCGGAGGUGAAGGAUGGGGUUUGUGAUGAGAAGCGACAGGAAAUUGAUGCCGACUUUGAGGAUCCGCAAUUGUGUGGGCCUUUUGCGGCUGAUAUAUACGAGUAUCUUCAUGAAAUGGAGGUGAAUCCAAAGUGGAGACCUUUGCCUGAUUAUCUUGAGAAGGUACAGACAGAUGUUAGUGCCAAUAUGAGGGGAGUAUUGGUGGACUGGUUGCUGGAGGUUGCAGAGGAGUAUAAGCUCAUUUCUGACACUCUGUAUCUCACCGUUUCUUAUGUUGAUAGAUUCCUGUCUUUGAAUGCUAUAAAAAGGCAGAAGCUUCAGUUACUUGGUGUUUCUUCAAUGCUUAUUGCUUCGAAGUAUGAAGAAAUAAACCCUCCAAAUGUGGAAGACUUUUGCUACAUAACUGAUAAUACAUACACAAAGGAAGAGGUGGUUAAGAUGGAGGCUGACACACUAAAGGCUUUAAAGUUUGAAUUAGGUAGUCCUACCAUCAAGACAUUUUUGAGGAGAUUUACUAGGGUUGCACAAGAGGAUUUUAAAGCUUCCAGUUUGCAAUUGGAAUUUCUAGGAUACUACCUUGCUGAGUUGAGUUUGUUGGAUUAUGAAUGUGUGAAGUUUUUGCCCUCUUUGGUGGCUGCAUCUGUUAUGUUUCUUGCAAGGUUUAUGAUUCAACCAAAGAUUCAUCCUUGGAGUUCUGCCUUGCAACAACAAACAGGUUACAAAUCAUCUGAUUUAAAAGAAUGUGUCCAUAUUAUACAUGAUUUGUAUCUCAAUAGGAGAGGAGGUUCCCUACAAGCUGUAAGAGAAAAAUACACGCAGCAUAAGUUCAAAAAUGUUGCGGUAAUUCCCUGUUCUCCAGAGAUACCAUUUUGUUAUUUUGAAAAUGUCUGGGGAACAAAAAUUUGAAGCUGUGAUGAUCUUGCAUGAUGGUUAAACUUCAUGGAUCAGACUGGCUGGUGUACAUGGUGGCCUUUAACACAAGUUACUGGGUGGUAAUCAAGCUUAAUCUUGAAGGUGUCUUGGGAAAGUUGAGGCUCUUAACAAAUGUGGUCACCGGAACGGAAGUGACGUUUCUCACAGCAGUUGGUGCAUGGGUACUCCUACAUAAGAUGUCUACACAGUUGCUAACUUACAUAGUCAGUAAGACUUACCAUGCAAGUCAUCCUAACAUAGGUGGAGUGUUAUUGAUUUUUUGAGCAAUUAGGUAAUUAGGUUAGGUAAUUUCUGACUUAGGUUGUCAAUUGGAUGUUAUAGCUUCUGUUUGGAAUUUGCUGAUAACAUUAAUAGUUGCUCUUGAAUUGAUUUCAAUUGUUUAGGGUUAAAGGAAGGAAAAGCUCUUCAUGUAAAUAAAUUUAAAAAUUUCUU